AUGUACAAGGCCGUCAUCCUGCCGACGUUACUGUACGGAGCACAGACAUGGACGGUGUACACGAGACAGGCACGCCGACUGAACCACUUCCACCUCAGUUGUCUCCGUCGCAUCCUGAGGCUGAACUGGCAGGAUCGAAUCCCCGACACGGAAGUACUGGAACGAACGGGAAUCCUCAGCAUCUACGCCAUACUGAAACAAAUGCAGCUGCGCUGGAGCGGCCACCUGGUGCGCAUGGACGACGAGCGACUACCCAAACGACUCUUCUACGGAGACGUCGCGACGGGUUCUCGUCGUCAAGGAGGCCAAAUACGCCGUUACAAGGAUACUCUGAAGUCCUCCCUGAAGCGCCUGCAAAUCAACCCGACCAACUGGGAAGAGCUCGCUCGCGAUCGUCCGACAUGGAGGAGAACAGUGAAGACGGGCGCUGCUAUCUAUGAAGCCAACCGAAUCGCCGCCGCCAAAGCGAAACGCGAAGCCCGCAAAUAACAACUUCGCCCAGUCCGCAACGCCGCCGCACAACCUCCACCUACGUGUCCUCGAUGUCAACGGACAUUCCGGGCACGAAUCGGACUUGUUGGACAUCUUCGAACCAACUGCACCUCUCGAACUGCUCCAGCCAUCGUCCCCCCGCCCGCCUCUUCCUCCUCUCUUCCGCCAACUAACUCUGACACUCCUUCUGCACCACCAAUUCCAUCCUCCUCAUCCUCGUCGUCCUCCUCCCUCCCCACUGCCCCAGCGGCGGCCGUUCAGACUGCCGUCUCACACAUCACCAACACCAACACACCAACCAAUAUCACCUCUCCCACCUCUCCCGAUACCACUGAUGAGGAUCAGGACUACACCUGCCCUCACUGUGACCGCACCUUCACCUCACACAUCGGCCUGGUCGGUCACUUGCGAAUCCAUCGCACAGAGACUGGCGAACCAGUGCCUGGAGCACCAACCUACACCUACCGCACUCGCCUCCACUGCCCACAAUGCCCUCGCACCUUCACGCAUCGCAUGGGUCUAUUCGGCCACAUGCGCAUCCACGAGAGCGGAAUUGACCGCAGCCUUGACACAUCCACCCCGCCGAGCCCCACUCCCAAUCCACCACCUUGUGCACCCACUAACCACUCCCCAGCCGGCAUCGACGCCACCGACCUUACCACCCCUCACUCCUCCCCUUCCUCCUCCUCUUCCUCCAUCACUGCCACAACGACGGCCGCUUCGGCGUCUGUCGCCCACGACUUCACCGCAGCCGAAACUGACACAACAACAGGCACAACCCCUGCAACCUCCAUCAUCAGACGUGAGGGCCAGGACUACAUCUGCCCUCACUGCGAUCGCACCUCACGCAUCGGCCUGGUCGGUCACUUGCGAAUCCAUCGCACAGAGACUGGCGAACCAGUGCCUGGAGCACCAACCUACACUCAACGCACUCGCCUCCACUGCCCACACUGCCCUCGCACCUUCACGCAUCGCAUGGGUCUAUUCGGCCACAUGCGCAUUCACGAGAGCGGAAUUGACCACAAUUCCGAUACAGCCACGACAUCCAACACAUCCACCACGCCCAGACCAAUGCUCGCUCCACCGUCACACGCGUCGACCACCACCACCGCCACCACCACCAACACCACUGCUUCCUCUACAGCUGACACCGACACCGCCAACCUCUCAUGCCCACAUUGUCCACGCACCUUCACCUCACGCAUCGGCCUGGUGGGUCACUUGCGAAUCCAUCGCACAGAGACUGGCGAACCAGUGCCUGGAGCACCAACCUACACCCACCGCACUCGCCUCCACUGCCCACACUGCCCUCGCACCUUCACGCAUCGCAUGGGUCUAUUCGGCCACAUGCGCAUCCACGACGACCUGCGGUAG
Messenger RNA from Spirometra erinaceieuropaei, 1866 nucleotides. The record is from the annotation of a GenBank genome assembly. Lineage: Eukaryota; Metazoa; Platyhelminthes; Cestoda; Diphyllobothriidea; Diphyllobothriidae.